Messenger RNA from Synchytrium microbalum, 2499 nucleotides. RefSeq lists its product as uncharacterized. The transcript has 8 exons. NCBI's taxonomy places the organism in Eukaryota, Fungi, Chytridiomycota, Chytridiomycetes, Synchytriales, Synchytriaceae. Gene Ontology annotation, molecular function: 4 iron, 4 sulfur cluster binding. The coding region runs from base 1 to 2499 and encodes 832 amino acids. The record is from RefSeq and is a predicted model, not a curated record. Gene Ontology annotation, biological process: iron-sulfur cluster assembly. Gene Ontology annotation, cellular component: cytosolic [4Fe-4S] assembly targeting complex.
AUGGCAAACAACUUCUCAGGAGCUCUGCUCUUGACCGACCUCAAUGACUUUAUCUCGCCGUCACAGGCCUGUAUCAAGCCUGUCGAAGUCAAGAAAACUUCAGACUCGAACGCUGCUAAAAACGAGAUCCGUAUCGAUGAUACUGGCGACUACUAUGAGAUCUCCCAGACCGGAGCUACUCGUCUCGAAAAGGCAACAAUCACAUUGAAUGAUUGUCUGGCAUGUAGUGGAUGUAUCACUUCGGCCGAAACUGUCCUCAUUACGCAGCAAUCGCAGGAGGAAUUGUAUUCUAUACUGGAUCAAAAUCGACUGGCUAGAGAGGCCGGCCUGCCAACGAAAACCAUAGUCAUCUCUCUAUCUCCACAAUCCCGAGCUUCAUUUGCUGCCAAAUACGACAUGCCCGUAUUACAAGCUCAUCGGAAACUAGCUUGGUUCUUCAGACAGUAUCUGGGUAUCGAGUACAUGUUUGAUACAUCCUUUGCCAGAGACUUUAGCUUGUUGGAAUCGGCAAGAGAGUUUGUCGCUGGGUAUAGAAGGAGAGCUGUUGAUGGAGUCUCUGUUCCCAUGCUGGCUUCUGCAUGUCCAGGUUGGAUUUGUUAUGCUGAGAAGACCCAUUCGUACAUAUUACCAUAUAUAGCAUCUACGAAAUCUCCACAGCAAAUAAUGGGAUCCCUUGUAAAAGAUUGGCUAGCGUCACAUUUGAAUCUCCCAGCAUCAUCUAUAUACCACGUAUCAGUCAUGCCCUGUUAUGACAAGAAACUAGAAGCCUCUCGAUCAGACUUUUACUCGGAUGUAUACGCCACUCGAGAUGUAGAUUGUGUGUUGACAACCGGAGAAGUAGAACGUAUGUUUGCCAAUCACCAAUUCAACUUUGCCAGUCUACUGGAAAUGGACAUUGAAACGAAUUGGACGAAAUGUACAGUCAAUCCUCUUGGAUUGCCUACACUAUUAGGAGCUGAGGGUAACUCAUCGGGUGGUUAUCUCAGUUAUAUAUUCCGAUACGCUGCUCAUGAGCUUUUUGGUAUAAGCUUGACUGCGCGGGAUGUAGAGCUUGGGAAUGACGCCUUAGGUGUUGCCAUCAAGGCUGGUAGGAAUUCAGACUUUUGGGAAGUCUGUCUGCUAAAUCCCCAAGAUCCCAAUACGCCACUACUCAAAUUCGCUGCAGCUUAUGGGUUUAGAAAUAUUCAAAACCUUGUACGAAAAAUCAAACAACCCAAUAACUCGACAAAUGGGAUUGGUAGUGUGAACACGACCGUCACCGCACCUGGUAGUAGAGUGUCAAGGAGAGCCGGUCGACAAACAGCAGAAUCAGAUCAUCACUUUGUAGAAGUCAUGGCGUGCCCCUCUGGUUGUAUAAAUGGUGGUGGUCAGCUUAAACCAGAAGGAGAUAUGACGACAUCGUCAUCUGCUGCAGGAACUGGUAAAGAAUGGGUUGCACAUGCUGAAGCUGCAUACAAGUCGUUGGAGGCAACACAAGCACCUGAAGCCAAUCAAGAGAUAUGGCGACUUUACAGGGAAUGGCUUGGUGGUGAAGAUUCAGAAAAGGCACACAAAAUGUUACAUACGCAAUAUCACGCUGUAGAAGCAUUUGAUGUCAAUCCUUUAGCUCCGAUGGACUUGAUCACGAACGAAGUUGUCACAUUUUCGGCAAUAGUCUGCGCCGUGAUCUUGCUCUAUUAUGGCCUCUCGACGCCAUACUAUAACAUCAUCUAUCCCAAAAAUCAAUCCAAACUUUCACGCACUCACCCCGCAGAGCUACUUCCAGCAGGCGGCAGAUAUGAAGAUCUUCCACAUAUAUUGAUAGUUACUGCUCAUCCAGAUGAUGAGUGCAUGUUCUUUGGGCCGAUUCUGUGUACAUUAAAAAGUUAUGGACUUCCUGUUGCUCUGCUAUGUUUCUCAACUGGUAAUCAUCAAGGACUGGGUGUUACUCGUCGCAAAGAGUUAGAUGAGGCGUGUCGAGACUUUGGGAUUUUGGACGUGACGUGUCUGGAUGAACCGGACUUACAAGACAAUCCAUCUUGUACUUGGAAGCCAGAACGGAUCUCUGAGCUGCUAAACCAACAUAUAUCCAGAAUGAAGAAUGGAUGUCGUGCCAUCAUCACGUUUGAUGAUUAUGGAGUAUCAGGACAUGCAAAUCAUCGUGCCUUGUUUCAUGGAGCUCAACUAUACAUGUCAUCACCAAACAAGAAGAAUCCACCACCACCAGCAUACAGUCUCACAUCAAUACCCCUCUAUCGGAAAUUCACCUCGCAUUUGGAUUUAAUUUAUUCUGCAGCACCGUUACGGAACUUGUUUACAGCACAAAGUUCACCCAUUCCCAUACCAUUUGCAAAGGACGAGUUGCUCCCUGUCUUAUUCGUAUCGACAUCAGAACAGUACCGAGUAUCUGUCGGUGCUAUGUUGAAACACGCUAGUCAAAUGGUGUGGUUUCGUUGGCUGUAUAUAACGUUUUCUAGAUAUAUGGUUGUAAAUGAUUUGAAGAAGGUGCCUCAUAUGUAG